UUGCCAAAAUAUACAACAAUCAGCUGCUUCUACUUCCGGAAUAUUUGGAAUGAUGGAAUAAACAUCACUGCAGAAGGAAAUCCUGAGCAGUAUUCCCUCCCCUGUUACCAGUCCCAGAGAAUCACUAAUCUGGAUCCUGUGUCCAUGAAUCUGCCUCUUGAGGAGUGGAGAAACAGUAGAGUGAGGAUCACGUGCGAAACUGGAGGAAAAGGUAGAGAGAGCAGUCAGGAGCGCGUCAAACGACCCAUGAAUGCAUUCAUGGUUUGGUCUCGAGAUCAAAGGCGCAAGGUGGCUCUAGAGAACCCCCACAUGCAAAAUUCGGAGAUCAGCAAGCGUCUGGGAUACCAGUGGAAAAUGCUUACGGAAUCCGAAAAAUGGCCAUUCUUCGAGGAGGCACAGAGACUACAGGCAGCGCACCGAGAGAAAUACCCGGGCUAUAAAUAUCGACCUCGUCUGAAAGGCGGGAAAGCGCGGCAAAGGGACCGGUCGCAGCCCACAGACUCCACUGCCGUGCGGUGCAGCCAGGUGCAAGUGGAGGAGAAGUCGUACGCUUUGGCAAACAGUGAUGGCUGUACUACUGUCACACACUCACGAAUGGGGCACCAGUUAAAGCACUCGCAGUGCAUGAACACAGCCAACUAACAGCUGCAACAGGAACCUUUUCACAGCCCCUGCACAAACUUGCCUGAGGAUCGGCUGACACCGGCUAUGCAGACCUACCUGUCUAUUCCUCUUUAGCAUAACUUACAACCCACUUUUUCUCAUAUUUUCGAUGUUCACGUUCUUGAGCUAACAAAGACUUCAUUCGUCUCGACUUUACUAUGACUUCAGCUUUAAGUUAACUUCGGAAACAGAGUGUAAACGUCCUUGGGGUGUUUAGCAAUAACGACAUUCUGAAGUGUCUAACUGGUGUUGAGGUAGCAUAAGGGAGAACUGACUUGAUAAGAAAGUAUGCACACUGUGCAGGUAGAAAAACAGUGGCACUGAGCUGAAAACUCUGCAGCCCCUAAGCAAUCCCUAAGAAAUCUUCCCUUUGAUCUUUCAGCUGCCUUGCAUGUCUCUGUAAACCUGGCAAUUAACCAAUGGGCAUGUUAAUUGCAUCUUCUUUACUAGAGUUUACUGUUCCUACUCCCACCUGUGGAGAAACCGGUUUGGCAACCCAAUUCCUCCACUCCACACGAAAUUUCCCAGCUUUGACCUCUGUUUAUGUCCAACCCAACGUAACUCCAAAGUGGUAAAGUGAACUUCUAUUUUACUCCCGUUCAUUUUCAUUUCUGUAAUGAUGCCACGGUUUUGCCUUUUUGUAAAAAAAAAAGCACAACAGUGGUAAUGUACUUAUUUCCACUGCACUUACACUUAACUUUUAUGGGGGAAACACAGAAUGUUGACCGUCUGAACUACUCAGAGUAUGGGGUUUCAGGAAUGGGAGACAGGACACCCAAUCUAGUUAACUCUGAAGAGACCUCAGUGAAAACUUAAAGGUAGAGCUUAUAAAAUUUGCAUAUAGGCUAAGGUAGAAAACUGGGGGCUGGCAAACAAGAGCAUCUCCUGUUUAUAACAAAAAUAGCUCAAUGGUCAAAACACAUAUCAUGUGAAAAUCAACUUUCUUGUACAUGUAUUUUAAAAAAUAGGAUAUUUUUUUAUUAACAAUGACUGAAACAGUAAAGCUGAAAACAUUAAACUAGUAUAUGCUAGAGCUAAAUGCCAUGCAUUUGAAGGAAACUUCAAGGUGAUAAAGGACUUUACUUUGCUGACUAAUUUGUUCCAGAAACAAUGUUGCUUGAUCGAAAUUUAUGGCAAAUAAAAAAGAAAUGUAGGUUCCAAUAGCCGUCUCAACAGUUGCAUUAAUUACUUCAUAUCCUGAGAUGUCUUAUAUGCAUUUGAUAAUUCCAUAUGUGUGGUUAUAUACCUAUGUAUAUAUGUUUAAAACCUCUUAUCAAACACCUAGAAAUAAAACUUCUACUCUGA
Talpa occidentalis (Iberian mole) is the source of this 1968-nucleotide messenger RNA. It is a transcript of the gene SRY, whose product is annotated as sex determining region Y. Gene Ontology annotation, molecular function: DNA-binding transcription factor activity, RNA polymerase II-specific; RNA polymerase II cis-regulatory region sequence-specific DNA binding. The coding region runs from base 145 to 642 and encodes 165 amino acids. Gene Ontology annotation, biological process: positive regulation of transcription by RNA polymerase II; male sex determination; negative regulation of transcription by RNA polymerase II. The record is from RefSeq and is a predicted model, not a curated record. The transcript has 3 exons. NCBI's taxonomy places the organism in Eukaryota, Metazoa, Chordata, Mammalia, Eulipotyphla, Talpidae.